Molecule: messenger RNA, 4468 nt
Organism: Salarias fasciatus (jewelled blenny)
Lineage: Eukaryota; Metazoa; Chordata; Actinopteri; Blenniiformes; Blenniidae
Gene: pmepa1
Product: prostate transmembrane protein, androgen induced 1
Exons: 5
Coding region: 369-1340 (323 amino acids)
Biological process (GO): negative regulation of transforming growth factor beta receptor signaling pathway
Cellular component (GO): Golgi membrane; early endosome membrane
Molecular function (GO): R-SMAD binding
Source: RefSeq, a predicted model, not a curated record
UCGGCGGAAAACACGGAUGCGUAAAAGCUGAUUCCUCAAGGGGGGAAUCGGACAUCGAAACCAGCUGAAGUGCAGCUCCAGAUAGAUAGACAAAUAGAUAGAUUAGAUUAGAUUAGAUUAGAUAGAUAGAUAGAUAGAUCGAUAGAUAGAUAUAUUCGGGAGGAAGAGGAGGAGGAACAGACGGAGCGGAGGCUGCAGAGGGAGAGAGAGAGAGAGAGAGAGCGCAGAAAAAGGGAGGAUUUUUGGCUGAUCGGGGGAGUUUGCUGCGCUUCCUCUCGCUCUCCUCUCCUUCUUCCUUCCCCUCAGCUCCGGUCUUCGUCUCUUCCUUUCUUUCGGGGGCCUUUAUGUCUGAUUCUGGGAGACUUUAGAUGUUGAACUUGAUGGGUGUUUUAAACGCCACCGCCGCCAAUGUCUCCUGUACUUGUAACUGCAAGCGCUACUCGUCCCUCCAGACCAUGGAAAUCACCCAGCUGGAGUUCGUCCAGAUCCUGGUGAUCGUGGUGGUCAUGAUGGUGAUGGUGGUGGUCAUCACCUGCGUGCUCAACCACUACCGCCUGUCGGCGCGCUCGCUGCUGUCCAGACACGCCCCCGCACGCCGGAGACACCUGCCGCUGGCCAACGAGGGAAGCCUCUGGUCCUCGGAGUCGACGGGGACGUCCAGUGGCCUCAGCGACCACCAGGUGUACAACCCCCGGCCCCCGGAGCGAGGCGUCCACUCCUCGUACCUGCAGCGGGAGCCGCCGCCCCAGCCGCCGCCGCCGCAGCGCUUCCAGCACGCCUACGCCCCGAGCCGCUUCCAGCCCACCUACCCCUACCUGCCCCAGAGCCUCAUCGACCUGCCGCCCACCAUCUCCCUGUCGGACGGCGAGGAGCCGCCGCCCUACCAGGGCCCCUGCACGCUGCAGCUCAGGGACCCCGAGCAGCAGAUGGAGCUGAACCGCGAGUCGGUCAGAGCUCCGCCCAACAGAACAGUGUUCGACUCCCACCCCAUCGACCCACCCCGGUCCUGUCUGCACGCCAGUCUGCAGGCUCCUCCUCCCAGCAUGCACUCGGGCGUCAGCGUGCUGGAGGCCCAGAAGGCCUCGUCCCGGCAGCAGAAGCAGGGCCCCGGAGUGGACGGCGCCCCCCCGGCCUACAGCGAGGUGAUCGGGCACUACUACCACCCCGCCUCGCUGCCCUCGUCGCACCACGGCCACCGGACUGUGUCGGCCCCCCAGGCGGCGCCGCCGCCGUCCUCGCUCAUACACGGCCUGCUCCGGCCGCCGCCGCAGCAGGGCGGCGUGGACAGCAGGAACACGAGGAACGCAAAGGAGAAAUCCCACAAGCCCCAGCGGGUGUGACGAGCGCCGCUUCCUCGGACCUGAAAGAGAAGAAGCACAGCGGCUUCUCCCUGGAUAGAGAUUAAAAACACACACACACACACACACACACACACCUGGAAACCACAUCACUCCUGCCCGAGCACAGACCCGGGAGUGCACCUGCCACUCCACAUGACGAUGACGAUGAUGAAGAUGUCAGAGACGAGGGGACGACGGCGGACUUCCCCCCUCCUCCUUUCAGACUGAUCUCAGAAACAUUCACUCCUUCUCUUUGUUUCCAUUCAGCUUGUUUUGUCUCUUUGGCGCGCCGGCUCCAGAAUCCCGGCGACACGUUGCAAUCUUCUUGGUUCUUCCAGGUUUUUAGGAUUUUAGGUGGGUUGUUUUAGCGAUAAUCGCCCCGUUGGCCGGUUCCUCCGGAUCCUUCCACGGAGAGGCUAGACGUAGUUCUGUUAUGUAGCACAGCGCCAAACGUCCUGGAGCUCAGCGUUCUGCCUCGCGCCGACCAGCCGGCGUGAGGAAACCCCUUUGAUUUCUAUUUUAGAAGGUUUGCACAAGAGAAGAACCGGAGAAACCUGCAAUAUGACGGGCCAGAGCGGCAGAAGUUGAGGGUAUUUUUCUAAACUUGAUGGAUUGUUUUUCUGUUUUUCUUUGUCGUCUAGUUCUAGAAGAAGAAGCCAAUCUGCCGGGUGCCAACGUUCACCUUGAACAUUUUGCAGCGUACAUGUCGACAUGUAUAUACGUCACGCAGUAUAUAUAUAUCCACGCACAUGUAUGGAAGCCGAGAGCGAGAAGCACGAUUUUAGAGUUAUUUAUAUAAAUGCUGAAAAGAAUUGCACUAUUUUUUAGGUAUGCGCGGAUGAAACGUUGAAGGGAGACUUUUAUUUUGAAGGAGCUCUGGUCUGUUGAGGCGUGAGAGAGAAAACUUACCAGAGGUUUGGCACACGGUGCACAGCAGCCGCCAUCGGGACACGUUCAGGGGAAAGAGCGUGACUUCGGUCCCGCGGACUCAGACAGACCAUUUCUAUACCAUUGAUUUAAAAAAAAAAAAACUAAAAGAAUCCCUGGUUUAUGCAAAUGUCUGAGUCCCGUGUGAGACCAACUGCAAGUCAGCAUCCAACCUGUGGGCCCAAUCAGAAUCUCUCUUUCUCUGUCUCUUUCUCUCACCCUAUUGGCCGAAUCGUUAGCCAAUCCCAAAGCUGGCUGUCACUACCUCGACCAAACUAUUCAAGCUCAGGCUUGAGUUCACCUUCAAGCCUGAACCAAUCAAGACAGUGUGUAAUGUAUCGUCGCGUGUUAGACUUAGACUUCAAUCCUGACGUGUGAUUUUUACUUGAAUGUCCGAUCUUAUGUUAGUCGGUUGAGAGAAAACAGACCCGUGACACCCGAUGCCCCCCCCCCACCCCCCCCAUUGCUCAGGAAGUAAGCCAGUCGCCCACCAGGCCCCACAUGUCCGAUAGGCGCUGUGUGUGCACUGCUGUGGCCGUUUCCUCCAGUUUGUCCUGAAGUUGCAUCCCUCCUGCCUUUUUAACAUUCUCACAAUCCACUCUGGUAAGUUGGCCUCUCUUUCUUUCUCUCUCUCUCUUCCUCUCUCUCUUUCUUUCUCUCUGAGUCGCAGGCAUCUCUGAGCACUUUAUUGCACCAGGAACGAGACAACAAUCUCCCGUCAGCCAGCGUCGGCCUCGCUUCACCCCUCAGAACCUAAAAAGCUUCGCUUUUAGUCGAUUAGAUUCCAUUCUCCAACCUCUAGAGCUGCACUUUUAAAGAGAUGCAAAGAGUCGUGCGCCAAAGCUUUCAACACACACGCUGUUCUUUAUGUAGCGAUGUUUCAGACUCAGUCUCCCUUUCCUUAGGUCCUCCAGAUGUUUCUGUUCUCAUGCAAAAGAAGAAAAUCCAGACGGUUUCUGAUCAGUUUUGACGUCUCGCCGUUGGAGCUUUGGCCCAAAACUCUUUGUGUGUUCAAUGCAGCACAAGACCGGUUGUUGAAACUAGACACAGCGGCGUGUUGAAAAGUGACACGAGUGUUACCGGCAGUUCGUCUUGUGUCGUCUUUUUAAGAGUGUAGAACAGUUUGAGCUAAUGUAGCUUAGUGUUAAAAAAAACAAACAACCCUCUUCUUCACAAACUGUGAAUUCACGUGAAGGUGCCAGAAGCUAGCGCCCCCUGGCGUCCAGUCUUUAUGCAACAGCGCCCUCCACAGGAGCCAAAUGGAACUGCAGCCAAAACUCCCGAAGCUGGUUUGGCUUCGUUUUACAGUCUGACCGGAGGAGAAAAUACGACGUGGCAGGACAGACCGAUGGAGAAGGUUUAAUCACCUUUUUAUGAAUUCAGCAAUGUUAAAAAGCAACAGUUGGGUCUCGUGUCGUUCAGCUAUAACAGUUUAAAGACAAUUUAAAGAACUAGCUAGAUAUUUUUUUCAAGUGAUUUAGAUUAAACCAAUGUUUCUCAUGUCAUAGGAUCACCAAAGGUUUAUCAUUAGGAAUACUUUUCUUUAAUGAUGUUGCUUUUAAUCACUUCAAUUUAAUUCCAAGUGCAUAUUAUGCUCUCCUUUUCAUCCAGACAACUGAAAGACUUUGACCUCGUGGCCUUUCUUUUUAAGGACCUGUAGAUGCUUAUGCGUUUAAUUUGAUGCCUGAUUAAAUCUCAGCAUCUUUUUCCACUUCUUCAAUACUAAAACCAUAUUAAUCAAGCCACCUCCUAUCGUCUUUUCAAACGGCGUUCUUUCUCCUCUGGUUCUGUGCUGUAAAUGAUUAUGAGCACUUAACAAAGAAUAAAAAAAAAAAUCAUCACAUAAACAAAAUUUAAUCUCUUUGACCCAAAGCAGCUAAAGGAACAAUGAUUGGAUCAAUCAAAGAAAUGAAUCUUUUUUGAAAUAAUGAGCCUGGUCCUGUAGGCUUAGCUAUUUAUUGACCGUUUUUGCCUUAUUGCCCCCCCCUUGGUUCGGACCAGGCUGUUCCCUCCUUUUCUUUAAGCUUUGGUCUCCUUUAUCAGAGGGUUUGCAGCGGGUAGGAGAAGCCUGGGUGAGACCCGACCAGGGCGUGAAACUAAUUCAGCCUGAUCGCUUGAGACAGAAAACAGGAAAGAAUCAAUCUGUCGCUUCAGGGAAAAAAAAAACCUUCGCUGGCUGACGAUACAAAAUGAAGACAGGA